This is a messenger RNA of Scophthalmus maximus (turbot), 4087 nucleotides long. RefSeq names its product BEN domain-containing protein 4. NCBI's taxonomy places the organism in Eukaryota, Metazoa, Chordata, Actinopteri, Pleuronectiformes, Scophthalmidae. The transcript is spliced from 6 exons. Gene Ontology annotation, molecular function: DNA binding. The record is from RefSeq and is a predicted model, not a curated record. Bases 709 to 2391 code for a protein of 560 amino acids.
CUUGUGGCGAUGCAAACUUUCAGACCUGUGGGCAACAGAACAGCUGUUGACCAACUCAUGAGGUAAGUUAUGGCUGAAAUUGAACCAUUUCCAGGAGAUUGAAUAUCAUUUGACCUUUUGAUCCAAUAAUACAAGCUGAAUGUUUCAGCGAGACGGAUAAAGAACAUUAUUCUUAUUGCGUUUGUUUCAUUUCUAUGAUAUUUUCGUCACUGUAUAAAAAUAAACCACAGCAUGGCAACAGAUAUGUGACUGUAACAUCCUGAUCCCGUUCUCUCAGUUGUGCACAUGUCGCUUUGCUUUGAGCAAAAUGGCCUCUUUGCCUUUUCAUUUGUAGGAUUUGGCUGUUGUAUGUUUUGCUUUUUUUCCCCCUGGUCAGAUUGUUCAGCUGCUGUAGCGCCCCGUUGCUCUCUCUGUGCGGAUGUGGUGCUACAGGAGGAGGCAGGCGGAGGCGCACAAGUCCCGCCUGCGUCCCCCCUCUGGAGGAGGCUCGGAGUCGGAGCUCCCGACUGGGGAUUGGAGCUCUGGCUUGUCAGUAAGUGAACGAGCCCAGCCUUCACUCUGUGUGUGUGUGUGCGUGUGUGUGUGUGUGUGUGUGUGUGCGUGUGUGUGUGUGUGCGUGUGUGUGUGAGGGGACACAAGAGCCAGACAGUGACGACUCUCCUCUCCGGCACGCCACACGACGCGCUGCUGUGCGACACCUGGCCCGGGAUGGAGGGAGAGACGCAGCCCGCAGACGAGGGGCCCUGCGCCCCGAAGACGCGCCGACCGGAGCGGGGUCCGUGCGGCGGCCUGAAGCCCCUCCAGAGCAGGCGCUCGGCGGUCAAGUCGCGCGCUGACAGGUCGGCGACGGUCGAGGUGCCUCCGCGCGGCGACGGACACCACUUCACUUUCCAUCCCGAGCAGCCUCACCACUUCCAGCCGCAUCACCAUCACCAUCACCAGGAGCAACAGCGCCUGCAGCCGCUCCAUCAGACCAGCGUCGCCAUCAGCAGCAGCAGCAGCAGCCAGCUGCAGCAGCAUCAUCACCCGACGCCACAGCAGCAACAGCAUCGGUUCCCCUGUGAGAGCAGGCCCUGCAGCAGGGUCCCGACGUCCACCUCGACGGCGGCGGCGUCUCUCGGUGCGCAGCAGCAGCAGCAGCAGCAGCAGCGCGCCAGCGGCGGCGGAGGAGCCGCGGAGCCCAGGUCGUCUCCGGACUGCACCUACGGCAUCAGCUCAGAAAACCGUCUCAUCUUGGAUGCCUUUGCUCAGCAGUGCAGCCGAGUCCUCAGCCUCCUCAACAACGGCCGUCUCCUGGAGUCCUCGUCCUCCCUCGCCUCUAACAUCAAGCUGGAGGACGCUCAGGGGCCUCACUGCUCCUCGCUGGGGAGGUCCAGAGCUGAAGAGAGCUCGUCCACCACGGACCCCGAGGGGGAGGCGGAACAAAGCCAUUUGAACCAACAACAGACCUCUGCCGUUCUCCGCAUCUUCACGGACUCCCUGCAGAACUAUCUCCUCUCGGGGCCUCAGCAGCAGCAGCAGCAGCAGCAGCAGCAGCAGCAGCAACAUCCGGCUGCAGGUCUGGAGGAGGAGCAGUGUCCGUCGGCGGAGCCCGGCUCGGGGGCGUCUCCUGCGAGACACGCCCUGGGGGGCUGGGGCUCGCCGACUCCCUCCGACUCGUACGGCCACCCGUCGUCCACGCUGCCCGAGGAGGACGAGGAGGAGGAGAGCUGCUGCCCACGCUGCCUGGAGCUGGAGCAGGAGGUUCUGUCCCUGCAACAGGAGAACGAGGAGCUCCGCAACAAGCUGGAGAACGUCCCAGUUCCCUGUCAAAAUGCUCUGGACUACUUCAAGACUGUUCUGGAGUUUCACAACCAGCUGGUUCAGCCGAUGCCAGAGGAGCAGUUCACCGAGGAAGAAGAACAGCAAACAGUCUUUGAGGGCAGUAAACAGCUCCUGGAGAACUACCCGCUUUUCAUCACCAACAAGCAGUGGGACGAAGCCGUCAACUCCUCCAAGAAAGAUGGCCGACGGCUGCUGCGCUACCUGAUACGCUACGUCUUCACCACGGACGAGCUGAAGUUCUCCUGUGGUUUGGGCAAAAGGAAGCGGUCAGUCCACUCAGGGGAGCCGGGCCUGGAGAGACGACCGCUCAACCCCGUCAAAGUCAGCUGCCUCAGAGAGUUCAUCCGGAUGCACUGUGCCUCAAACCCAGACUGGUGGAUGCCGUCGGAGGAGCAGAUCAACAAGGUGUUCAGCGACGCCGUGGGUCACGCUCGCCAGGGCCGGGCGGUCGGCACGUUCCUCGGCAGCAGCGGGAGCAGCACCAGCAGCCUCUACAUGGACUUUGACGGACAUCUGUCGCAGGACGAACUGUAUUUAAAGGGCUGCCAGAACGGCCAGUCAGAUUGAGGCCGAGCGGGAGGAAAUUUAAAAAGACAAAUGCCAGAAAUGUAGCUGUAAACACAACAACAUAUCCCAAAACGCCGACCGUAUCCUUAUCCCGCCACUUUACACAACGAAGAAAACAUUCCAGAAGAGGUUUCUCAUGCAGAAUAUCGCUGCGCUCCUCUUUUCAAAUAGUUUUCUAGCUUUUUUGUCAUUUUUAUACCUAUGACUUUGUUGCGUAAACAAUUUGACUUUUUCAGUGCGUUUUAAAUUCAACAGAAUUUUAGUCUUCCGUUUUCAGAUUUUUCGAUGGUUUCAUAUUUUGAGCAGUUUCAAUGGAAUAUUUCUGUUCAUUCAGUUGAAGGAUUGGAGGGAUGGAGGUUGUUUUGUACACAGGUUGUUUAAUAUUUUCAUGCAUAUUUAAAGGUCAUUUGUGUAAAGUCUUGUUACAUCCAUCAGUGACAUUUCAGCCUCCAUCACAUACAUUACGGUAAGUAGCAUUUCAUAUUUUUUUUAAAUGCCAAAUUCCGCGUCAUUGGUGAGAGCACUUUUACUUUGCCCUUCUACAGGAGUGUCUCUGAGGAAGUCGUGUUUUGUUUCCUGCAGUCUUGCACUUUGCAUCCGCACGUUUGUCUUCGUUUGAGCCACUUCUGACGUGUCCAGGUUUAUUUCUAAAACUGAAAACUGCAUUUAAAAAGAAACACGUAACAAUGUGCUCAGAUGCAACUUUGCAUUGGUCCAGAUUGCUCUGCUCUGGACUUUGUACAACAGAUUUCAUGGUUGUGCAACAAAUACGAAACGUGUCAUAUUGCAGAGCACUUUUUUAUUUCGAGCAAACGUUCAAUAAUUGGCUUCCCAGAAUUCCUCACAACAUGAUGUCUCCUAAAUGUACAUGGCAGUGAUGUCAAGCUGAUAUUUGUUCCUUCUAAUUAAUAAAACAGAUUCAAAGAAAAUGGUUUUAACACACAAAAUAAUCUUCUAGAUACAGUCAAGUCCAAGCAGAAUUGACUGUAUUUUACAAACCCUACAAACUCUUUGUAGUCACCUUGUUGCAGCUCUCUGAGGAGAUGUUUUUUUGAACAUUACUUUUUGGUUUAAAGCAGCUGCCCUAUAAUAAAGCCUGUUCGAGAAAAAAAACCCUCCACACGAUCAGAAAUCAUGAAAUGUGGGUUGUCUGGGUCUCAAAGUUUUGAGUUACACAGCUGAAGUUUCUUGAUAAUGACAUACAAAUAUCAGUGGGAAAAAAUGGAGCCCUUCUUUCUCACUGAAGCUUGUUUUUGCACUUUUUUGUGUCUCGUUGCGGCUGAAGCUAGAUGAGCCGAACCUGAGCGUUUCCAUCCUUUGACUCUGUGUUUCCUUUUAUUCUGCACUCAGUAACUUCUCUCUGUGUUUGAAUGUACCAGAUCUAUUAGGUCCGUCUGCCACGUGGACAGUGUGCCGUGUAAAUGUGUAUUAUAAAGUACAGUUCUCGUGUGUCUCUCUCUCUCUCUCUCUCUCUCUCUCUCUCUUUAACAAGCCAAGUAGAAAAGUGCCACAGAAACCUUGAAGCAGUCGGAUUCUGUUGUUGUGUUGCUGUACUGAAUGUGAGCAUUUAUUUGUAUUUACUCCACAAAAGUGGCUGUUAUCAACACUGUGAAACAUCCGUCUGAUUUUUACAGAUAUAAUAGUUUAUGGUUUUUUUUAAUUUAUAAAUAAAUAAAACAAGUACUGAAGCUGGAAA